AUGAGCUUGAAAGAAGUAUUCGAACAACAUCCAUGGAGGUCAUUUAAGAAGUUCAAUGAAGCUGCAAAGAGUUCGGGAUUUACUAACAGAGCUGAAGUGAAAAGGUUCUUUGACAAAAAUGUUGUACAUCAAACAAAAAUAAAUCCUUACGACUACUUUUUACCAAUUUACUCCAACACUCCUGACGCAUACCAAUUUGACACUCUCAUUCAAAGCAGAAAAGGAGGACAUAAACCAUUCCUCAUCUUCAUAAAUGUUAACACUCGUAAAGCAUAUGCGUAUAUAAUGAGAAAUAAAGGAACUCAUGAAGUGUUAAGAGUUUUACAAAAGUUUGUAGCAGAACAUAGCCCAAGUAUUUUAACAUCAGACCAAGACGGUGCAUACCUCAGCAACGAAAUCACAGAAUUUCUCAUUAAGCAUAACAUAACUCACUACACUACUGAAGACCAUAACCAUAACAUACUCGGUAUCAUUAACCGCUUCAUAAGGACUCUCAGAGAUUUAAAUCAAGAGCGAGACUUUA
Molecule: messenger RNA, 523 nt
Organism: Trichomonas vaginalis G3
Lineage: Eukaryota; Parabasalia; Trichomonadida; Trichomonadidae
Product: integrase core domain containing protein family
Exons: 1
Biological process (GO): DNA integration
Molecular function (GO): nucleic acid binding
Source: RefSeq, a predicted model, not a curated record